AUGAGUGGAGCUCCUGAGCCAGCUCCAGAUCCACAGUUAUGUGAUGAGCCUGGCCAAGUUCUCCCAACCAGCAAAGCUACAGAGCAGAGGUCAACUCCCUUGCUUCGCUACUGCCUUACAUCAUCAGAUGAUUUUCACCAAGGUCACAACCAUGUUGAGCCAAGUGCCUGUCUGACCCAGCCAGGUAAAACAACCAGCAGCAGGCUUAACGCACCAGAAAAGGGGCACCAACAUCUCACACAGCAUGAGCUAGAUCAUAGCCACCACCUACACACAAAGCCUUCAGCCCCAUCUCUCCCCAACUCAACACCUUCUCCUCAACACAGCGGUCACUCCGCUCGCUCUUGUUGCUGCCGUCGCGGCCAGGACACGCUGCUUCUCCUUGGAGCACCAACAACCCAACUCAACCUCAGGAACCACAUCUCCUCUCCUCCCCUUGAGAGGAGCCUAUAUAAGCUUCAGGUUCCCCUCGUUCCCACAUCUUCUGAAGGCAUCACUGACUCAUUGCAGCCUGCUGUGCUGCUUUGGUCCUUCUCCAAGCUGUGUCUACCAGCGUUGCAGUGCAACCAGAGCAGGGGGUUUAUGGAGUGCCACGGGCUGCUGGUGGGCACCGGGACAUUUCCAGGCCUGGGAAGACCGUGGGGAAGUGUCGGAGCAUGGACCGGCAGCGUCACCCCACACAGCCGGCAGCUGCCCUGGGCUGAACCGCCGGCGGUGACCCACCGUGUCCCGUCCCCCCCAGGUCGCAUCUCCAGGCCACCAGACUCGGGUCUGUAAGAAACAGGAGUAGGGUGAAGUAAUGGGAGGCUGAAGGUGAGAAGUUAUUUGGAAAAGAUGGGAAGACUG
Harpia harpyja (harpy eagle) is the source of this 846-nucleotide messenger RNA. RefSeq lists its product as uncharacterized. NCBI's taxonomy places the organism in Eukaryota, Metazoa, Chordata, Aves, Accipitriformes, Accipitridae. The record is from RefSeq and is a predicted model, not a curated record. The transcript is spliced from 3 exons. The coding region runs from base 1 to 777 and encodes 258 amino acids.